This is a messenger RNA of Staurois parvus, 639 nucleotides long. The record is from the annotation of a GenBank genome assembly. Lineage: Eukaryota; Metazoa; Chordata; Amphibia; Anura; Ranidae.
UCUUGUGAUAAGCUGCCACCUCAGGCUUUCAGCCAUAUCUCCAAACUCUGUGGAUUAAAACGCCUUGUUCUCUACCGGACAAAAAUAGAGCAAACCGCUCUACUUAGCAUUCUUAACUUCUGCCCAGAGAUUCAGCACCUUAACCUUGGAAGCUGUGUUUUGAUUGAAGAUUAUGACCUAAUAGCUUCUGUUAUCGGAGCCAAAUGCAAAAAGCUACGUUCUCUAGACCUGUGGAGAUGUAAAAAUAUUACUGAAAAGGGGUUAGUAGAGCUGGCUGCUGGUUGUUCCCUUCUUGAAGAGCUUGAUCUUGGAUGGUGUCCUACGCUGCAUAGUGGUACUGGAUGCUUUACCAGUCUUGCCCGAAAACUCACAGGUCUGCGAAAGCUGUUCCUUACAGCAAACCGUUCUGUUUGUGACUCUGAUAUAGAAGAACUAGCUGCAAAUUGUCCACAUCUUCAGUAUUUAGAUAUACUAGGUACUAGAAUGGUGAGCUCCACAGCCUUGCGAAAAUUGCUGGAAUGCUGUAAAGAACUUAUUCUAGUGGACGUGUCCUUCUGUUCACAGAUUGACAGCCGAGUAGUACAGGAAUUUACCUCACGAUUUCCGAAUGUGUCCAUCAAAAAGAGUUUUACUCAAUGA